AUGUUUCGCACUGUCCCUCGUAUGGCUGGAUUCGUGUUCCGCGAGAACCGUGUCCCUUACUACCAGCGCCUAUUCCAGCAGCACGAUGGCCAGCGUCAGUGGUGGCAGACCAAGCGCAGUAAAUACGUCCUGUACCCCUACCUUAUCUCCGUCUACGGCAUGGGUAUUGCUACUACCUAUGCCAUGUGCCGUAUGGUUUUGGGCCACAAGACCUGGUUCGGCAAGAACUAG
Aspergillus tanneri is the source of this 231-nucleotide messenger RNA. RefSeq names its product cytochrome c oxidase subunit 7. Lineage: Eukaryota; Fungi; Ascomycota; Eurotiomycetes; Eurotiales; Aspergillaceae. The coding region runs from base 1 to 231 and encodes 76 amino acids. The record is from RefSeq and is a predicted model, not a curated record. The transcript is spliced from 5 exons.